Neoarius graeffei (lesser salmon catfish) is the source of this 1199-nucleotide messenger RNA. RefSeq names its product ELOVL fatty acid elongase 4b (gene elovl4b). Gene Ontology annotation, biological process: very long-chain fatty acid biosynthetic process; fatty acid elongation, saturated fatty acid; fatty acid elongation, polyunsaturated fatty acid. The record is from RefSeq and is a predicted model, not a curated record. Gene Ontology annotation, molecular function: fatty acid elongase activity. Gene Ontology annotation, cellular component: endoplasmic reticulum; endoplasmic reticulum membrane. The coding region runs from base 211 to 1131 and encodes 306 amino acids. The transcript has 7 exons. NCBI's taxonomy places the organism in Eukaryota, Metazoa, Chordata, Actinopteri, Siluriformes, Ariidae.
GUGACCAGGAGAGGGUCAAACUAAACAAAACUUCAAACCUAACAUUCAAUGCGCUUUGAUGUUGCCGCGCUCUCUGGGACUCGGAGAUAGUUAAGGAGAGAGAGAGAGAGAGAGAGAGUGUGUGUGUGUGUGAGAGAGAGAGCGGUUCCACUGCACCGGAUGCGGGUAUAAAGUUACUGACCUGCAGAAUAAUAAAGUAAAAGUGUUGUCAUGGAUACGGUGCUUCACCUCAUUAAUGACACAGCAGAGUUUUACAAAUGGAGCCUUACCAUAGCAGACAAGCGGGUGGAGCAAUGGCCGAUGAUGUCAUCACCCUUCCCCACACUGGGCUUUAGCAUGCUGUAUUUACUGUUCCUGUGGGCGGGACCUCGCUACAUGCAGCACCGAGACGCUUUCAAACUGCGCAAAACUCUCAUCACCUAUAACUUCAGCAUGGUGCUGCUCAACUUCUACAUCUGCAAAGAGCUGUUUUUGGGUUCCAGAGCAGCAGGAUACAGCUUCCUCUGCCAGCCUGUCAACUACUCCAACGACGUCAACGAAGUUAGGAUAGCGUCGGCUCUGUGGUGGUACUACGUCUCUAAAGGUGUGGAGUUUUUAGACACAGUGUUCUUCAUUAUGAGGAAGAAGUUUAACCAGAUCAGCUUCCUGCACGUCUACCACCACUGCACCAUGUUCAUCCUCUGGUGGAUUGGCGUCAAAUGGGUCGCUGGAGGCCAGUCAUUUUUUGGUGGAACAAUAAACUCGGGGAUCCAUGUGCUGAUGUACAGCUACUACGGUCUCGCAGCAGUUGGUCCACACAUGCACAAAUACCUUUGGUGGAAGAAAUACCUCACUAUCAUUCAGAUGAUCCAGUUCCAUGUUACUAUUGGUCACGCAGCUCACUCGCUGUACUCUGGCUGCCCUUUCCCAGCAUGGAUGCAGUGGGCACUCAUUGCCUAUGCCAUCACCUUCAUCAUCCUCUUUGCCAACUUCUACUACCAGACUUACCGCCUCCGGCCGCGUUCUAAAUCACCCAUGAACGUCUCCAAUGGUGUCACUGCCUCAGCCAUGACCAACGGCUCAGUGAGGAGUGUGGAGCAUGUAGAGGAGAAUGGCAAGAAACAGAAGAAGGAACAAACAAAGAGGGAGUAAAGGAAGGAGAGAGGAUUGCUGGAAACUUUGCAUCGGUGGGACUGUGGGGUUUUUAAAGGGAAGUAGUG